GGAUAGAGACAUAGAACCUGAGGAAGCAGCAGGUGGCUCUCGAUAUGUCUGCUGCUAUGUCACAUUUUAUUUAUGCAAUUUCAAAUUCCAGAGAGGACCGACCCUAUUUCCUCAAAUGGAUGAGGAUCAACUUGGACACCAUAUCACGUACAAACUUAUCACACCUCCGAGAGAAGUAUAAGGAAAAGUGCCUUAACUCUCCUGAAGAUAAGGAGCUCAUUGCUAAAUUGGACAGGCAGAUAUCCAGCAGCUCUUUGGGGGUUGAACACUUUCUGCGAGAGAUGGGCCAGCUGUACGAAUCUGCCAGCUCUCUUCCUGAAAACGAUCUGGCUCGACAACAGAUGGAGAAGCUGCCGCGACUGUGUGCUGAACUGCUACUGGAUGGUUUUCCACUGGAGCUAGUAGAUGGGGAUGCAUCAAACAUUCCCCUUCGGUGGGUGUCGGCUGUGAUGAAUAAUUUAAACCAUUUAACAGGCUCGAAAAGUAAGAUCAGGGUGGUGACAGUGCUGGGGGUCCAGAGCACUGGGAAGUCCACUCUGCUGAACACCAUGUUUGGAGUUCAGUUUGCUGUCAGCAGUGGCCGGUGUACGAGAGGUGCAUUCAUGCUGCUUAUCAGGGUGAAGGAGGAUUUCAGAGAGCAACUUGGAUGUGACUAUGUCAUGAUCAUUGACACAGAAGGAUCGAAAUCGCCAGAGUUGGCCCAACUAGAUGAAAGUUAUGAGCAUGAUAAUGAGCUGGCCACUCUAGUGGUAGGCCUGAGUGACAUUACAGUCAUCAACAUAGCCAUGGAGAACUCAACAGAGAUGAAAGAUAUCUUGCAGAUUGUUGUUCAUGCCUUUCUGCGCAUGAAGGAAGUGGGGAAGAAGCCUUGCUGCCAGUUUGUGCACCAGAACGUCGCAGAUGUGUCAGCCCAUGACAAAAACCUCAGAGACAGGAAGCUUCUUCUGGAGCAGCUGAAUGAGAUGACCCAAACGGCGGCCAAAAUGGAAAAGAGGGAAGACAACAAAACAUUUACAGACAUCAUGGAAUACAACCCAGAAAAGAAUAACUGGUACAUCCCUGGACUCUGGCAUGGUAACCCUCCCAUGGCUCCGGUGAAUGCAGGCUACAGUGAGUCUGUAAGCGACUUCAAAAAAAGCCUCAUUACUUCCUUCAAUGAGUGCCGGACCCCAACACACACAUUUGCUGAAUUCUUCAAAUGGACUAAGAGCUUAUGGAACGCAGUGAAGUACGAGAACUUCAUCUUCAGCUUUCGCAACAGCCUUGUGGCAGAUGCCUAUUCUAAGCUUUGUAUAGCGUUCAACAAGUGGGAGUGGGCUUAUAGGAAGCACAUGUACUCAUGGCUGGCACAAGCUGAGACUAAAGUGUCGAACCAUGGGGAAGUGGAGACUGAGACUUCACGCACUGCUGAGAAUUUACUGAGCGAGCUGAAAACAGAGUUAGCUGAGGAGCUCACUAAGCAAGAGAAGAUCAUUUUGGACAACAUUUCUGAAUAUUAUAAAAGAAAAGAAAACCACAUUUAUUUGGUGGAGAAGUACAGAGAGGAUUUUGUGAACUCUGCCAAGACCCUGACAAGAGAGACACAGAAUUCUGUGAAAAACAAAAUAGAGGCAGCGAUAGAAAUCAAAAAGGGCAUGCUCAAGUUGGACACUGUCAGAAAGAAGCACACAGACACCAUGGAACGGAAGGUUCUAGAGCUGAUUGACAGAUGCAGGGAAAUCAAAACUGAAAUGUCACCUGAACAGCUUCUGUUGGAAUUUAAAAAGAUGUGGGAUGACACUGUGAAAGAGCUUUCUUUUGCAGGCCUACAGAGACGGGAUAUUGGUCAAGACAUUCACCGUCAAUUAAGGGGAAACUUGACUAGAAAGGGAAGUCAUGUGCAUGAAAUACUGUCCCAGGUUUGUUUGCAUGACUGUGGUAAAGAACCUUUCAAAGUAGAACAUGAUGAUGGUAUUUUAAAGAAGGCCUACAAACGUGUUUUUGGGGAUGAGCAGAAGCGGAAUGCACAAGAACUGGCAGACCGUGUCAUCUGGAAGAGUCAGGAGUUUAUUAAUGAAAAAGUGAAAACAAAAUCAGAUUACCAUGACACUUACACCACACAGUUGUUGCGUUUGAUAGAUGACACUCUGGAGAGUGAGAAGGAUCUGCAAUUGAGUGAGAAAUUUGAGGUCUCUGUGAAGAUACACAUCUGUCGAAUUGCAGCAAGGAAAUUCCAGAAAAUGCACAAAUAUUUUAUUGAAGUAAAUGACCCUCGGCGAUGCUUGGAGGAGUUUAAGGACCAGUACUGGUCUGACUUUAAGGACCUGUUUUAUAAAACAGACCAGUGUCAGAAGAAGGCUGAAGAGUUUGCCACCUACUGCCUUGUUCCUGCCAUCAAGGAAUAUGCUGCCAAGUUUGUUGGCCCAGAUAUUGUGGAUGAAAUGUUGACAGGAGAGAAAUCGAUGGACUUCAGCACCCGCUCCUUUUUCCAAUUCUCUGUCCUCAAAGAUCUGCUUUUGAAAAAUGAUUUUAAAUAUUUCCUUCAGUACACUCAACAGUAUGAGAAGUUUGUGAAAGACUGGAUUUUCCAGCAAAUAGUGGAGCACUUCUCAAAAAAUCACAACAGGCUUUGCAAUAUCAUGGUUGGUCACCAAACCAAGAUUAUCAAGAAGAUAAAAGAAACUGUUGGGGAUGAAACGUCUGCCAGAGGUGGAAAGAUUAGGAAUAUUUGCCAGUUCAUUCAAGACAUCUGCACAAAAUUUGGAAAGGAACUUGUCAUUCCCAAAACUGCCCUGGAUAAAUUUAUGGCCUUAAACAAUGCAGCUCCUGAGGAGUUUUCUAGAUGCCUUAUAUCCAUCAUGGAGGAAAUGGGAGAGAAGCUGAGGGCUGACAUUGAACAGCAAAUGGAUGUGGAAUCAGUACUGACAGACCUACCCUUCAAGCCUGAGAAUGAGCUGUUCAGAAGGGUGUUUGGCUGUGGAAAGCUGUGUCCAUUCUGCAAAACUCCCUGUGAGGCAGGAGGUAAGGAUCACUCAGAGCACUUUGCAUCCGUUCACCGACCUCAAGGUACUGGACAAUACAGAUCACUUCGAUCUGAAAAACUAGUCACUAAUGUGUGCUCAUCCAACGUUGCCAGUGAAAGACGAUUCCAGUGCCCAGAAACGUCAUGGAAUUUUCAUCCAUACAAAGAUUACCGGAAGUUUUUCCCUGACUGGCGCAUUCAGCCUGACACAAGCAUUGAGGCCUCAGACUACUGGAAGUAUGUCUUUGCUACAUUUAAUGAUCAGUUUGCCAAAGAAUUUGCUGCUAAACCUGCUGACGUGCCAGCAAGCUGGAAAUUAAUGCAGAAGAAUAAAGCCUUGAAAAGUCUGGAAGAAGCAUUUGGGCUGAAAAAGAAUCUGAUUUGAUAGCUGGGAAAUGGCAUCAAAGCAAAAUACAAAUAAUUAGUAACAUGCAUGGAAAAAGUUGUCCAACCACAAAAUAAAAAAGACUACCAUCUUUUUUGUACUUAUAUUGAAAAACAGAGCUCUUGCUGUGUCUAGUACAUUAUUCACCACUUUUGGGUUUGAAUUUGUUGGGUUUGAACACAGCAUUUUUUUUUUAUCUAAACAUGUAGUAAUAAUCAGAAGUUUAUUGUAAUGAGAGUUUAAGAGAAUUCUUAUGUUAGCAGCAUAAAUUUUACUGGCAUGGUGUGUGACUCUGCGAGUUAGAUCUCCGUGAUCAGAAGGUUGUUGGUUCAGAACCUGUAGUUGGUAGAGUAGUCAUCGAAAUUUGGGCCUGAAGCCCCAACUGUUCCAUGGGUGCUGGAUCAAUGCCUGACCUUGUGCUCCGACCCCCAGCCUUGUUCUGGCUUGUCUGUGUGUCUCAGAAGAGGAUGAUGUGAUUUACACAGACAUUUCAUCGCACUUGCUCCCUGUACAGUGACUCUAAAGGCAUUCAGUUCUAAAUGUUCUUGUGUUUCCAUUUACCUUCCUGUUUUCCCUCCAGAAAUAAUGAUCUUUUUCAAGACAACACAACCACAGACAAUGAUCAUAAUGUCUGAAUAGUCCUGUUAGGUUCUUUUUGUUUGAAAUUGAAUAGCUCUUGCUGUGAUAAUACUCAGUAACAGGUGUGAGGAGUAACUAGAAGCUCAGCCUGGCUGUAUUUAAACCUAGUUGAUUCCUUUAACUGUGUGUUUGUGAUGCACUGCCUCACUUGUACGUCAUUUUCUGACCAAAACAUCUGCUAAGUAAAUGUAUGUGAAUGUUUAACAGCAGUUUUUCUUUGCAUUAAUAAAAUAAUACAAAAAAUUAUAUGAGGUUUGACAAUUGCAUCUAUGGAUCCAUUAAUCCUCCAAGUACUAAUCCAGCAGAGGGUUGCGGGGGCCUGGAGCCUCUCCCAGGUAGGGACAGGACACGGGGCUGGGGACACUGA
Molecule: messenger RNA, 4392 nt
Organism: Paramormyrops kingsleyae
Lineage: Eukaryota; Metazoa; Chordata; Actinopteri; Osteoglossiformes; Mormyridae
Source: RefSeq, a predicted model, not a curated record